Mesoplodon densirostris (Blainville's beaked whale) is the source of this 1551-nucleotide messenger RNA. RefSeq names its product cytochrome P450 1A2. The coding region runs from base 1 to 1551 and encodes 516 amino acids. Gene Ontology annotation, biological process: hormone biosynthetic process; progesterone metabolic process. NCBI's taxonomy places the organism in Eukaryota, Metazoa, Chordata, Mammalia, Artiodactyla, Ziphiidae. The record is from RefSeq and is a predicted model, not a curated record. The transcript is spliced from 6 exons. Gene Ontology annotation, molecular function: steroid 17-alpha-monooxygenase activity; heme binding; iron ion binding.
AUGGCAUUGUCCCAGGCCACUCCCUUCUCAGCCACAGAGCUUCUCCUGGCCUCAGCCACCUUCUGCCUGGUAUUCUGGGUGGUCAGGGCCUGGCAGCCUCGGGUCCCUAAAGGCCUGAAGAGUCCACCAGGGCCCUGGAGCUGGCCCCUGAUCGGGCAUGUGCUGACCUUGGGGAAGACCCCACACUUGGCCCUGUCGCGGCUGAGCCAGCGCUAUGGAGACGUGCUGCAGAUCCGCAUUGGCUGCACACCCGUGCUGGUGCUCAGCGGCCUGGACACCAUCCGGCAGGCCCUGGUGCGGCAGGGUGAUGACUUCAAGGGCCGGCCUGACCUCUACAGCUUCACCUUAGUCGCUGAUGGCCAGAGUAUGACCUUCAACGCAGACUCUGGACCAGUGUGGGCUGCCCGGCGACGUCUGGCCCAGAAUGCUCUCAACUCCUUCUCCGUUGCCUCAGACCCGGCUUCCUCGUCCUCCUGCUACCUGGAGAUGCAUGUGUGCAAGGAGGCUGAGGCCCUCAUCAUCAAGUUCCAGGAGCUGAUGGAGGGACCUGGGCGCUUUGAUCCCUAUGACCACGUGGUGGUGUCAGUGGCCAAGGUCAUUGGUGCCAUGUGCUUUGGGCAGCACUUUCCCCAGAGCAGUGAGGAGAUGGUCAGCCUUGUGAGGAGCACCCAUGAUUUCGUGGAGACUGCCUCCUCCGGGAGCCCCGUGGACUUCUUCCCCAUCCUUAAAUACCUGCCCAACCCUGCUCUGCAAAAGUACAAGAGCUUCAACCAGAGGUUCAUGCAGUUCCUGUGGAAAAUGGUCCAGGAGCACUAUCAGGACUUUGACAAGAACAGAGUCCAGGACAUCGUAGGUGCCCUGUUCAAGCACUACGAGGAUAACUCCAGAGCUAGUGGAGGCCUCAUGCCCCAGAAGAAGACUGUCAACCUUGUCAACGACAUCUUUGCAGCCGGGUUUGAUCCGAUCACAACAGCCAUCUUCUGGAGCCUUCUGUACCUUGUGACAAAUCCUGAGAUACAGAGGAAGAUCCAGGAGGAGCUGGACACAGUGAUUGGCAGGGCACGGAGGCCCCGGCUCUCCGACAGAUCCCAGCUGCCUUAUUUGGAGGCCUUCAUCCUGGAGACCUUCCGACACUCCUCCUUCGUCCCCUUCACCAUCCCCCACAGCACAAUAAGGGACACAACACUGAACGGCUUCUACAUCCCCAAGGAACGCUGUGUCUUCAUAAACCAGCGGCAGGUCAAUCAUGACCCGAAGCUGUGGGGGGACCCAUCUGAGUUCCGGCCGGAGAGAUUCCUCACUGCCCAUGACACCACCAUCAGCAAGACCUUGAGUGAGAAAGUGAUGCUCUUCGGUAUGGGCAAGCGCCGGUGCAUAGGGGAGGUCCUGGCCAAGUGGGAGAUCUUCCUCUUCCUGGCCAUCUUGCUGCAGCAGCUGGAGUUCAGCGUGCCACCAGGUGUGAAAGUGGACCUAACCCCUAUCUACGGGCUGAGCAUGAAGCCUGCCCGCUGCGAGCACGUCCAGGCACGGCUGCGCUUCCCCAUCAAGUGA